CUAGGACCUCCGCUUCUUGGCCCAUCCUCUCUACUAGUAUGCCAAUCGUUCCAUGAUUUGGAGCUUAUCCGUCGCAAAAGUCGACUGUUUGAACAGCGGCGGUCUCAAGGUUACCCUAUUGUUUACUUGCCGAAGUUAAAAGGUGUAUUUCAAAUAGCAUGGAUCCUACAGAUCAACCCCACGGUGAUGCGAGUCGUGAGGCAGCUGCGGGCCUGUGCUCAAUAUGCCGAGGCCUGAAUCUCCACCGGGACAAGUUUAUCCUCGAGUCGAGACAACCCGCGUCCCGCCACUAUACAGCGCAGGCUUUGCAUGGUGACUCGCUUCGUACGUUACGCGCAGAGACACAGUUAACGUCAGGGAACGGGGAAUGUAUCUUCUCGAGUUUGGAUAUCAUUUCGCAGCAGCGGGGUGAUUGCGUCCUCUGCAAUGUCAUUUGGCGAGCUGUAAAUCGGUACAGUGGCAACAAAGCCCCAACAACGGGACCCUUAGGACUUUUAUGGGAGUUGGAUGGUCGCUGUGUUGGUGGGGAUUACAGGCUUGUCAAUCGAACACGAAGAAUCCGGAUCUCGUGGAGGGACACCGAUGGCAGGACGGAGUCAGUCUGCCUCGUACUCGUGGGUUCCCAGAAUGACCCCCAGGAUGAUCACGCAUUCCUUGGCAGAGAAGCGGUGCCUUUCCAGCAAAAGCUCGAUAUUAUGAGAGGAUGGCUAGAGACUUGUACCGAAAAGCACGACCAAAGUUGCUCUGAUGAGCUCGGCACAAGAGCCGAGUUCGAGAGACUCGUCGUGGCUACGUACUUCGGGGUCAUCGACGUCGUUGACAUACAGCUCAAGCCGCUGCCCACUGCUCAAGACGGGCGCCCUGAGAAGUAUGUGGCCCUGAGCUACGUAUGGGGAGAUACAGCAGGCCCUCACGUACGAUACAUGACCACAAGACGUAAUGUGAUGAAGCGCAUACAGGAACGGGGUCUGGGAGAGGACUGGCGGUUCCUGCCAAAGACUAUACAGGACGCUGUGCUCCUGGUCAGGGCCCUUGGGCAGCGCUACCUCUGGGUGGACUCUUUGUGCAUCGUCCAGGAUAGCACAAGCUCAUGGGAGCUCAAUGCCAAGGCCAUGCAUCUCGUAUAUGGUAACGCCUUCUUUACCAUAUGUGCUGCAGAUGGCGAUGCCAGGACGGGACUCCGUGCUAUACAGGACGUGGAUCCUUUGGCGUCUCAGACUGCUGAGACGCGGAAGACCUCCGCGACAUCUCCCCAUAUCCCCCACCCGUACGACACGCCGAAAUUCGAUGUUUACGGCCGGCCCAUCAGGCCAGGGGCCCAAGCCGGGACCGAUUUCACAAGCAUCCUGCCCGAGAACCCGUUUGGGGUCAACCGCGGGCCAUUCAGCAUCGAUUCAGAUCUCUUGGGUGCAGAGGCCAUGCCCGUGUUGCAGUUCUGGACGUUCCGGCACAAGCUCUACAUCAGCAUCCAGGACAGUCAUGGGGGCUCCGCGCCCGAAGCUGGGGAUCUCUGUCAGUGUGACAUACGUGACAGAUCUGGCGACUGGUGUGGGGUCAUCAAGCUGCCACGGUCAUAUGCUGAGACCUGCCUGGACAGGUCGCUUUUCUUUGUUGCACUGUCUGAGGCCAAGAGCUUUACCAUGGGGGAAUGUCCGGUAUGGAACUACUAUAUCCCCAAGGAACGAGAGGACUCCGAGUGGGAUCUGUACUUUGUUUUGUUGCUAGAACGAAACAAGGAGAGGGCAUUAUGGGAGCGUGUUGCACUGGGAAAGGUCUUCAAGGCUGCCUUCAGCGGUUCAGUUUGGGAUGAGAUCAAGCUUGGCUAG
This is a messenger RNA of Diaporthe batatas, 1826 nucleotides long. RefSeq lists its product as uncharacterized. Bases 159 to 1826 code for a protein of 555 amino acids. NCBI's taxonomy places the organism in Eukaryota, Fungi, Ascomycota, Sordariomycetes, Diaporthales, Diaporthaceae. The transcript is spliced from 5 exons. The record is from RefSeq and is a predicted model, not a curated record.